AUGUUAGCCAUUUGGUGGCGCGCUGACCAGUAUAGACGAGCCGUUUCUCGUAGGCGAUCUUCAUCCUCCUCGGGUGGGUCUGUUAUCAGGACUGGGCACACUGAGAGGCCAGAAGCCAGAUCCAGAAAGCCAUUGCAGAGCCAGAGAUCGAAAUACGGGCCAGAAGCCAGAUCCAGAAAGCCAUUGCAGAGCCAGAGAUCGAAAUACAGGCCAGAAGCCAGAUCCAGAAAGCCAUUGCAGAGCCAGAGAUCGAAAUACAGAACAGAAACCAGAUCCAGAAAGCCAUCGCAGAGCCAGAGAUCGAAAUACAGGCCAGAAGCUAGAUCCAGAAAGCCAUUGCAGAGCCAGAGAUCGAAAUACAGAACAGAAACCAGAUCCAGAAAGCCAUCGCAGAGCCAGAGAUCGAAAUACAGGCCAGAAGCCAGAUCCAGAAAGCCAUUGCAGAGCCAGAGAUCGAAAUACAGGCCAGAAGCCAGAUCCAGAAAGCCAUUGCAGAGCCAGAGAUCGAAAUACAGGCCAGAAGCCAGAUCCAGAAAGCCAUUGCAGAGCCAGAGAUCGAAAUACAGAGCAGAACCAGAUCCAGAAAGCCAUUGCAGAGCCAGAGAUCGAAAUACAGGCCAGAAGCCAGAUCCAGAAAGCUAUUGCAGAGCCAGAGAUCGAAAUACAGGCCAGAAGCCAGAUCCAGAAAGCCAUUGCAGAGCCAGAGAUCGAAAUACAGAACAGAAACCAGAUCCAGAAAGCCAUUGCAGAGCCAGAGAUCGAAAUACAGGCCAGAAGCCAGAUCCAGAAAGCCAUUGCAGAGCCAGAGAUCGAAAUACAGGCCAGAAGCCAGAUCCAGAAAGCCAUUGCAGAGCCAGAGAUCGAAAUACAGAGCAGAACCAGAUCCAGAAAGCCAUUGCAGAGCCAGAGAUCGAAAUACAGGCCAGAAGCCAGAUCCAGAAAGCCAUUGCAGAGCCAGAGAUCGAAAUACAGGCCAGAAGCCAGAUCCAGAAAGCCAUUGCAGAGCCAGAUAUCGAAAUACAGAGCAGAACCAGAUCCAGAAAGCCAUUGCAGAGCCAGAGAUCGAAAUACAGGCCAGAAGCCAGAUCCAGAAAGCCAUUGCAGAGCCAGAUAUCGAAAUACAGAGCAGAACCAGAUCCAGAAAGCCAUUGCAGAGCCAGAGAUCGAAAUACAGAACAGAAACCAGAUCCAGAAAGCCAUUGCAGAGCCAGAGAUCGAAAUACAGGCCAGAAGCCAGAUCCAGAAAGCCAUUGCAGAGCCAGAGAUCGAAAUACAGGCCAGAAGCCAGAUCCAGAAAGCCAUUGCAGAGCCAGAGAUCGAAAUACAGGCCAGAAGCCAGAUCCAGAAAGCCAUUGCAGAGCCAGAGAUCGAAAUACAGGCCAGAAGCCAGAUCCAGAAAGCCAUUGCAGAGCCAGAGAUCGAAAUACAGGCCAGAAGCCAGAUCCAGAAAGCCAUUGCAGAGCCAGAGAUCGAAAUACAGGCCAGAAGCCAGAUACAGAAAGCCAUUGCAGAGCCAGAUAUCGAAAUACAGAGCAGAACCAGAUCCAGAAAGCCAUAGCAGAGCCAGAGAUCGAACUACAGAACCAGAAGCCAGAUCCAGAGAGCCACUACAGAACCUACAAACUACAGGAUCACUUACACAGCCAUUCCAGAACCAGGAGAGCCGCAACGUCCAGAAACAUAAAGAAAAAACCGUAA
Molecule: messenger RNA, 1698 nt
Organism: Diabrotica virgifera virgifera (western corn rootworm)
Lineage: Eukaryota; Metazoa; Arthropoda; Insecta; Coleoptera; Chrysomelidae
Product: serine/arginine repetitive matrix protein 2-like
Exons: 2
Coding region: 1-1698 (565 amino acids)
Source: RefSeq, a predicted model, not a curated record